Molecule: messenger RNA, 490 nt
Organism: Symbiodinium natans
Lineage: Eukaryota; Dinophyceae; Suessiales; Symbiodiniaceae
Source: the annotation of a GenBank genome assembly
AUGGCUGGACUGUUCAGCGGAAACAUGUCCGACCAGAUGAAGGCGGGGCCUCACCUGAUGGGAGCCGUGUUGGCCUUGCCUCGUUUGGACGCGUUAACGAAAGUGAAGUCAGUGAACCAACAUAAGUCGGCGCAAACUCUACAAGACGCCACAUCCGAUCUGCCGAGCGGCGAUUGCGGCAUGAUGAACCAAGGCUACAUCAAGGAGAUCCAGGGUGACAAGAACAGGCAUUGCUACUGGGGUAACUCAGACCUGACGCCUGGCGACUUCCCAGGGGCCCCACCACCACCGCCGCGGCAAAGACCCGCUGGCCCUUAUGGAUAUGGUGGUGGUUAUGGAGGCUACGGCAGCCCUGGCUAUGGCAGCCCUGGCUAUGGCGGCGGCGGUUACGCCGGUUAUGGCGGGGAAGGCUACGGGUGGUAUCCGCCGCCGCCACCCGGUGGGUACCAGUACAACAGAGGCUACGGCUACGGCUACGGCAACGGGCCAG